AUGACCAAGGACCCCGAUCGAAUACUUGUACGUGAAGCUCAUGCUACUAUCAAGAAAGAAUUGCAUCGACGCAAGCAAGACAUUCGACAACGUACCGAAUUCCUUAUCGCUGCUCUGCGAGCUCAAUGUAUGUCGAUGGUAAACGAGUUACCGGCUUCAGUACGAAAAAUGACGAUGCGUGAGUUUUGUCAUAUCUACGGUGCCGAUACAGCAUUGUACCUACGUCAAGAAGCCAAACGAAGAAUGCAAAGGGUGAUCCAAGAGCAACACCGGCCACGUGAAGAGCAUCAAGUAGUGCAUGAUCAUUCAUCAAAAGACGAGGUAGUUCAUCAGGAUGAGCAGGAUCAGCUUCGCAUGGAUCAACAACAACAACAACCUACAAAUGAUGUACAUGAUCUACAACAGCAUUCACACGAUGAUAUCGACCAUCAACCACAACCUCCUCCUACCAACAACAACAACAGUGAUCAUGAUCAGGAUCUUAGUUUUCAAUUGGGUCCAUCACUGCAAUAUCAAACGACAAGCUACGACGACGAUGAACCUCCAAUGGGUACCAUCUUUUUACAUAUGGAUCGACAAAACCAUCCUCGCGUGAGAUUUCAAUUGGAUCCUUUACAAAGCGUUGACCAACUUGGCGAAUUCUCUAUUGACACGCCCCGUGACAUUAUACAACAAAUGACACAUCGACAACGUGUUCGUAUUUGCCAGCAAAUCGAGGAUAUCCAAAACAAGCUUGAGAAUGCCAAAUCCUGCUUCGAGCCUGACAAUGAGUAA
This is a messenger RNA of Lichtheimia ornata, 774 nucleotides long. RefSeq lists its product as uncharacterized. Bases 1 to 774 code for a protein of 257 amino acids. The transcript is spliced from 2 exons. NCBI's taxonomy places the organism in Eukaryota, Fungi, Mucoromycota, Mucoromycetes, Mucorales, Lichtheimiaceae. The record is from RefSeq and is a predicted model, not a curated record.